This is a messenger RNA of Arabidopsis arenosa, 1512 nucleotides long. NCBI's taxonomy places the organism in Eukaryota, Viridiplantae, Streptophyta, Magnoliopsida, Brassicales, Brassicaceae. The record is from the annotation of a GenBank genome assembly.
UCAUAAUCAACAACACAAAUCCUCUUCUCCUGAUCCGUUCUUGAUCUGUGAUCUUGAAUCUCUGGCUAAUGGAAGCGUUCGAAGAGGCCACAAAGGAGCACUCUUUGAUCCUUAAAGGGAAGCGGACGAAGCGACAACGUCCACAAUCUCCUAUUCCUUUCUCUAUCUCCCAUCCUAUAGUUUCUUCCUCGGAACGUAACAUGGAAGAAGAAUUCACUGAUCUUGAUUCCAAGGACAAUGCUUUAGGAAACGAUGAGGGAAACCACAAAAAGGAUGGUGUGAUCACGUCUUCAUCUUCAUCAGCCUCUUGGUCCUCUCACAACAACCCAACAUUGAAGGCCGCAGAAGACGAGGAAGAUCAAGACAUAGCCAAUUGUUUGAUCCUCCUUGCCCAAGGACACUCUCUUCCCAACAACAACCACCACGUAACAAACAACAACAACAACAACAACGCAUAUAGAUUUACCAGCAGGAGGUUUCUAGAGACUUCUUCUUCUAACAGUGGUGGUAAAGCAGGUUACUACGUUUAUCAGUGCAAGACAUGUGACCGGACUUUUCCUUCUUUUCAAGCUUUAGGUGGCCAUAGAGCUAGCCACAAGAAACCUAAAGCCGCCUCUUUUUACUCCAAUCUUGACCUCAAGAAGAACAUCUAUGCAAACGACGCCGUUUCACUUGUACACACAACCACAACUGUUUACAAUAACAACAAGAACAAUAACAGUAGAUCGCUUGUCGUGUACGGUAAGGCAAGUAACAAUAAGGUUCAUGAAUGUGGAAUCUGUGGAGCCGAGUUUACGUCCGGGCAAGCCUUAGGUGGCCACAUGAGACGGCACAGAGGCGCAGUGGUUGCCCCGGCGGCGGUUACCCCCACCGUGACGGUGGCCACCGCUGCGGCCAACACGGAGCUAUCACUGUCUUCAAUGUCGUUCGAUCAAAUAUCGGACGGUCAGGAUCAUCUGGUGAUGCCAGCGACAAAGAAAGCUAGGAAGACGAUCGUGUCACUGGAUUUGGAUCUGAAUCUACCCGCACCGGAAGAUGAGAAUCGAGCCAACGGAUUCAGCUUUGCUUCAAAGCAAAAUCACGAACAAGAACAUCAACAGAAGAAGCAAAGAGAAGAACCAAAGUCUCUUGUCUUGGCCUGCGACUUCGACUCCCCCACCAAGAGGAUCAACGAUAUGGUACUGAAGGAGAAUGAAGAGAUGGUUGUGUUCAGAGAGAUGCAAGAGCGUGAAAGGAUGAAGCCAGAAAUAGAGAUAAGCUUUCUUGAAGAGCAGAUUAAUGCGUUGCGUAAGAAGAAUGAGAAGCUGAGGAAGAAGAACAGUAAAUAACAAUGCUCUUAAAGGGACAGAACAAAAGCCCAAUUAUUUUAUUUUGUCUCUGCAGGUUUUUUCUUUCUCUUGUACUUCUUUAACUUAUGUUUCCAUGGAAUCUCACGAGACUUUACUUGAGCUAUGUGGUUGGAUUGACUCUCUCUAUUGCAUAAUUAGGAUUAAAUAAAAUUAGGAUCUGAGA